Messenger RNA from Charadrius vociferus (killdeer), 3635 nucleotides. It is a transcript of the gene CPSF2, whose product is annotated as cleavage and polyadenylation specific factor 2, 100kDa. Lineage: Eukaryota; Metazoa; Chordata; Aves; Charadriiformes; Charadriidae. The transcript has 14 exons. The coding region runs from base 34 to 2382 and encodes 782 amino acids. Gene Ontology annotation, cellular component: mRNA cleavage and polyadenylation specificity factor complex. The record is from RefSeq and is a predicted model, not a curated record. Gene Ontology annotation, molecular function: RNA binding. Gene Ontology annotation, biological process: mRNA 3'-end processing by stem-loop binding and cleavage.
GCUCUUUUGGAGAUUAAACACUUGGAGAGGAAAAUGACAUCGAUUAUCAAGUUGACUACGCUCUCUGGGGUGCAGGAGGAGUCUGCCCUUUGCUAUCUGUUACAAGUAGAUGAAUUUCGUUUUCUUUUGGACUGUGGUUGGGAUGAAAACUUUUCUAUGGAUAUUAUUGAUUCUCUGAGGAAACAUGUACACCAGGUUGAUGCUGUUCUUCUUUCUCAUCCUGACCCUCUACACCUUGGUGCUCUUCCAUAUGCAGUUGGAAAAAUGGGCUUGAAUUGUGCCAUUUAUGCAACUAUUCCUGUAUAUAAAAUGGGACAGAUGUUUAUGUAUGAUCUUUACCAGUCCCGCCAUAAUACUGAAGAUUUCACACUCUUUACAUUGGAUGAUGUAGAUGCAGCCUUUGAUAAGAUACAACAGCUGAAGUUUUCUCAGAUUGUGAACUUGAAAGGCAAAGGACAUGGUUUGUCAAUCACCCCGUUGCCAGCUGGCCACAUGAUAGGAGGCACAAUUUGGAAGAUUGUCAAGGAUGGAGAGGAAGAAAUUGUUUAUGCAGUUGAUUUCAACCACAAGAGGGAGAUCCAUCUGAAUGGAUGUUCCUUGGAAAUGUUGAGCAGGCCUUCAUUGCUUAUUACAGAUUCAUUUAAUGCUACUUACGUACAACCCAGGAGGAAGCAAAGGGAUGAACAGCUACUGACUAAUGUUUUGGAGACAUUACGAGGUGAUGGAAACGUAUUAAUAGCCGUGGAUACAGCAGGCAGAGUUCUUGAACUUGCUCAACUUCUUGAUCAGAUCUGGAGAACAAAAGAUGCAGGAUUAGGAGUCUACUCUCUAGCGCUUUUGAAUAACGUCAGCUACAAUGUAGUGGAGUUCUCUAAAUCACAGGUUGAAUGGAUGAGUGACAAGUUGAUGAGGUGCUUUGAAGACAAGAGAAACAAUCCUUUUCAGUUCCGCCAUCUGUCCUUAUGUCAUAGUCUGUCUGAUCUGGCUAGAGUGCCUAGUCCGAAAGUUGUUCUUGCCAGUCAACCUGACUUGGAGUGUGGGUUUUCUAGAGAUCUUUUCAUUCAGUGGUGCCAGGAUUCCAAAAACUCUAUAAUCUUAACUUACCGCACUACGCCUGGAACAUUAGCACGAUUCCUGAUUGAUAAUCCUUCUGAAAAAGUUAUAGAUAUUGAGUUGAGAAAACGUGUCAAGUUGGAAGGAAAAGAACUUGAAGAAUACCUAGAAAAGGAGAAACUGAAGAAAGAAGCAGCGAAGAAGCUAGAACAGUCUAAAGAGGCAGAUAUCGAUUCCAGUGAUGAGAGCGAUGCUGAAGAGGAUAUUGAUCAGCCAACUGUACAUAAGACCAAACAUGAUUUGAUGAUGAAAGGUGAAGGUAGUCGGAAAGGAAGCUUCUUCAAACAGGCAAAGAAAUCUUAUCCAAUGUUUCCAGCCCCUGAAGAAAGAAUUAAAUGGGAUGAGUAUGGCGAGAUUAUAAAACCUGAGGAUUUUCUAGUUCCAGAACUUCAAGCAACGGAAGAAGAAAAAAGCAAAUUAGAAUCUGGUUUGACAAAUGGAGAAGAGCCUAUGGACCAGGAUUUAUCAGAUGUUCCUACCAAAUGUAUUUCUGCAACAGAAUCCAUGGAAAUUAAAGCCAGAGUUACAUACAUUGACUAUGAAGGACGCUCUGAUGGGGACUCAAUUAAAAAAAUCAUUAACCAAAUGAAACCAAGGCAACUAGUCAUUGUCCAUGGACCACCUGAGGCCAGUCAGGACCUUGCAGAAUGUUGCAGAGCUUUUGGUGGAAAAGAUAUUAAAGUUUACGUGCCAAAACUGCAUGAAACUGUAGAUGCAACCAGUGAAACUCACAUUUACCAGGUCAGGUUAAAAGAUUCACUUGUCAGCUCCCUUCAGUUCUGUAAAGCCAAGGAUGCUGAGUUGGCUUGGAUAGAUGGUGUUCUGGAUAUGCGGGUUUCGAAAGUGGAUACCGGAGUUAUUUUGGAAGAGGGAGAGCUGAGGGAAGAUGAAGACUCAGAGAUGCAAGUGGAUAUGCCUUCCUCAGACUCCAGUGUCAUUGCACAACAGAAGGCCAUGAAAAGCCUCUUCGGUGAUGAUGACAAGGAGAUGUGUGAGGAGAGUGAGAUCAUUCCUACUUUGGAACCUCUUCCACCUCAUGAGGUCCUUGGACAUCAGUCUGUGUUUAUGAAUGAGCCGAGACUGUCUGACUUCAAGCAAGUUCUGUUGCGAGAAGGUAUACAAGCUGAAUUUGUAGGAGGAGUUCUUGUGUGCAACAAUCUGGUGGCUGUUCGCAGGACUGAAACAGGGCGCAUUGGAUUGGAAGGCUGUCUCUGUCAAGACUUCUAUAGGAUAAGAGACCUUUUGUACGAGCAAUACGCUAUUGUCUAAGGAAAGUGCUGCAAAGAUGUUUUUACUUUUAAAGACAAUGGGGACUUCUCCCAAUUUUGACUUUUUGUAGUUUUCUAAUUUAUACAGGGGAAACCUAAUGCAUAAAGAACAAUUAACUACCCUGAACAUGUAAAUAACUGUUACUGUCAUUCUUCUGUUGGUACAUUCCAUGUUGUUGACUUUCAAACUGUUAUGACUUGUUGUCUCCCACAUAACACAUUAUAAAUGAGUUCACGACUAUGAACCCUUCUCAGGAAAGGUUCAAUUUGUCAAGACAUGUUUUGGUUUCAUAGAUGCCCUGCCAAAGAGUACAAAAUAUAUAGAAGUCAUUCUUCUGUUCUAAAGUCAGAUUAGAUAGGGAACUGUGGGUUUCUUUUGGUUUUGUUCUUUUUGAGUUUUGUGUGGUGGUUUUUGGUUUGUUUUUUCCUUUUUUUUUUUUUUUUUUUUUAAAUGGAGCAGAGUUAAACUACAGUUUUAAUAGCCCACUUAAAGCUAGAGUGCCUGAACUUUCCCCCAGUGUUACUCUGGCUGCAUCUUAAUGUUGUAUCUGCUCAAUCUUCGUGAUUUGUUCCAGAACAGCAUUUCAUGUUCUAUAUAAAGUAUUAAUCUCCAGGAUCAAAAAAUUACUUUGGAAAGGUACUCUAAGAAGACUGGAUAAUAUUGUCAGGCAGUUUAAAAUCCAGUAAUUGUGUGCUUCAGAGUAACUUCUGUACAAACUCAUAGAAUUUGUAACUUCUGGCUUUUGCAAAAUUCUGCCAACUAUAAAAUCUUUUCUGAGUUCUGAUUUUAAUACUUUCAAAGUCUAAAGCCUUUAUCCAUGCACUUCUCUUUGUUCAGAGUGCUAUGAGCCAAGUCCAGGAAGAUCCUUUAUCUUGAAAUCUGAGUUCAUGUGAUGUAUUUAAUGCUUUUGUGCCAUGUUUCAUUCUAGUUGCAUGUUUUGUGCCAUUUUUCAUUCUAGUUGACAGUGGGACUUACUGUAGCUGCUGAUGCUAGGAAUUGACCUUACUUUUUAGGUGAAAAUGAGCACAGUUUUGGACGCCUUAAUUUUUCAGAAAUGAACUUAUGCAAACAAAUGGCCUCUUGAGAGUUUAUUCAAUACUUUUUUCUCCUCUCCACUUGUGAACCACCAGCUUCGGCAGUGGAGGGUUGCUUGCUUGUUUUUACAUCCAACAGCAAUGUAAUAUGUGCUCUCUGCAUGUAUGCUUAAAUAAAACCUUUUGAAAAAGUGCAAAAAAUAGCCCUGUGGGCUAUCA